AUCGCAGCUCUACAUUCGAUAGGGAAAGAAUCUAGUGGUUCCGGCUCAGGCUCAGGCUCAGUGUCGUUCACACGACGUUUACUUUUGGCUUUUCAAGAUGGGGAUGUCAUUGCAUUCAAAACUACUAAGGAAAUUGAAGGACCAUAUUGUGAAUUUGUUGAGAAUAAGUUCAAGAAACCGGUCAUUUUAGCCGGACCAAUAUUGCCAGAACCAAUAGAUACUUCAAAUCUAGAGGAAAAUUUGUCUAAGUGGCUAGAAAAAUUCCAAGAAAAGACUGUGAUUUUUUGUGCAUUUGGUAGUGAAUGCAAGCUCAAGAAAGAACAAUUCCAAGAACUUGUUUUAGGUCUAGAACUUACUGGUCUUCCAUUUUUUGCUGCCUUAAAACCGCCUUUUGAAGCCGAGACAAUUGAAGAUGCAUUACCAGAAGGUUUUAAGGAGAGAAUAGAAGGAAAAGGGAUUGUUCAUUCAGGUUGGGCAGAGCAACAGCUGAUCUUAUCACACCCUUCUGUGGGAUGUUUUGUUACUCAUUGUGGUGGAAAUUCUUUAUCAGAGGCUAUGAUUACUGAGGGUCAAUUGGUUUUAGUCCCAAAUUUUGGUGAUCAAUUCGUUAAUGCAAGGUUGUUUGUUGGAGAUUUGAGAGUUGGAGUUGAAGUUGAGAGAGAUGAAGAGAAUGGAUUGUUUACUAGAGAAAGUGUUUGUAAGGCCAUAAAAAUGGUAAUGAAUGAUGAGAGUGAAGAGGGAAGGGAGAUAAGAGCGAAUCGCGCAAAGUGGAGGGAGUUUUUAUUAAGCAAAGGGCUUGAGGAUUCUUAUAUUGAUGCUUUUGUUCAAAAGCUACAAACUCUUCUUUGAUUUUUGCUUGGAGCAUCAAUGGGCAGCAUGGUGCACCAAGUUCUUGUAUGUGCAGGGUCCGAGAAAGGAUCAGACUACAUUGGAUCGUGUGUACACAACUUUACAUUGCAUUUCUGCAAGAGACUGUUUCUGUUUGGAGUAUCAAUACACUAACUAAAUAAAAAUCUUCAUAGGGAAGGAUAUGAUAUUUUGUUUU
Molecule: messenger RNA, 1045 nt
Organism: Nicotiana tabacum (common tobacco)
Lineage: Eukaryota; Viridiplantae; Streptophyta; Magnoliopsida; Solanales; Solanaceae
Source: RefSeq, a predicted model, not a curated record